AUUCACCAUCCAUUUCCUUCAAUUUAUUCGUGUUGCACGUGGUACUCGCUCAUCCUUGUGCUAAAGAGAACACGCCAUUCCGGCAGGUGGAGCGGCAUCGGAAGCGAGGGCGAGACUUUCCGCCUCGGAGCCCCUCCGGAUCCGCGACGACCCUGGCCCUGCAGGCCCUGCCUCCUCCAUUCGAACGUCAUCCCCGAUCUGGACUUCGGUCCAGCCUUAGCCACUAUCGCAUUACAGAUACAUUCGACCAUUCCGUCACCAACCUCAAGUCUUCUUUUGUGCGCCGACUGCUCCUCGCAUUCAUCAUUCCCGCGCAACUCGCACCACCUCACAACCGGAAGUUGCGCCCGCGCGCACUCCACUCGCCCGCCCGCGCAGCAUGGGCCGCCAUGUCUUCUACACCAAAAUCACGCCCCUCCCCGCGAACAUCCCGCGCCUCCUCGCCCUCGACCUCCUGCAUAGCCACGACGAGUUCAUCCGCCUGAACCCGCUCGUCAUCAACGUGCGCCCCAUCGAUGCGCCCCGCAACGCCGAGGGCGACGAGUACUUCUCCAACUGGUACGAGAUUACGGAGAUUAUGAAGGUGACGGGUGUCAAGGUGCGGUAUGACUUCAAGGGCUGCUUUCACAACCAGAGCUGGGGCAUGCAGAGCCAUGUGUUUGCGCCGCUGGGGAUCGAGUUUAGGAACAAGUAUCGCAUUGGUGGCAAUCAGCCCGGCGAGCCGAAGGAGGACCGCGAGCUGGGUGUGGAUACACCAGUGGAAGGGCUGUAUUUGAGGGAGGACAUCAGCUUCACCUGCAAUACGCUCAUGGCGAGUUUCGUGCGCAAGGAAAUGCAGGAGGCGAGUCGGGUGAUGAUUGAUCGCAUGAGGCGCAAGGCGGAGCUGCUGGAUGAGGGGAAGCUGCUCGCCAUGUUUCAGAAUGGAGAGUUGAAGACUUCGAAGCCGGGUCAAGGGGCGGCUGCGACGCCGCUGCCCCCUCCAGAACCAAUCUCGGAUGGCGAGUACUCUUCGAGUCUGAGUUCGAGGAACAGCUACGCGACCAUGAAUCAGCAGCCGCCACCUGAUCAGCAGAGGCGACUGUCUGACAAGCAGGGCCAGGGCCAUUAUGGCGUGACGCCUAUUGAGUUGCCUGGAGAGUACUACCACCCGCAACAGCAGUCCGGCCAAGCCAAUCCGCAACAGCAACCUCUCGCCUUUCGCUACGAACUCCCCGGUGAUAACUCCCUUUAUCCUCCCGAUCUGAAACCCCGUCCGCCACCCAAUGCAACACAUCCCGCCUACCAGACUCGCUCCUCGCCGCUCUCCAGCCCUCGUCUAUCCAGCGCCGGCAGCGCCAGUACGAACCCCUCUGCUCGAAGCUCCUACCAGGCCUACAAUCCCGAGCAGGCGCAACAGCAGCAACAGCAGCAACAAUCACAGCAACAACCACAGCAGCAGCAAAACCCAACUGGCACCCCUCGCGUCACCUCCCACCAAAGCAUCCCCGAGGAGCCUGGCGCAGCAGCACCAUCCUCCCCCUCCUCCGGACAACACCCUCAAAUACAAAGGAACGCCUCCUCAGGGGACGAAAACUACUACCACAACUACAGCCGCUUACGGCCUCCGCAGCCCGCCGCGCCGCCGGAACCAGAUCACCAACGCCUGUCCACUCUGUCCAUCAGCAAUCCCAGCAUGGGCCGGUCGACGUCGAAUUCUUCUUCUUACUACGGCGACGAGGCGGGCACCAUGUCGACGCAGCAGUCGUCGGGGCAGCAGAGCGUGGUGGCGACUUGUCCUGUUUGCAAGACGUUUCAGGGCGACGAGCCGGCUGUGGGGCAUCAUGUUGAGGUUACGCAUGGGUUGACUUAGGGAUGUUUCUUGCUUUUUGACUGCUUCUUCGAUUCUCGCUUGUUUUACUAGGCUCUUUACCAAGCAGUGGAGCGAGGGGCUGCUCUACUUGCUGCACUGACAUGUGGCUGAUGGGGGUUGUGGAGUUAUUAGGGCUAGGUCCCGGGAUAAUGCUGGAUCUUUCAAGACAGAUUUGGGGAUGAUUGCGCGGAGAGAGAUUUAGGUCACGGUUCUUAGCUGGAGAUACCCAUUUCUUCGACGUGUUGCUUCCUUUCGUCAAGACGGCCGGAGAAGGCGUGGUCCAAGAUGUAGAUUAAGUCCGGAGUUGUGUGCUUGUAGCACCGUAUCGAGGCGUGCCCUGGGCAGCUUGGCGGGCGGCGAGAUGGUUAGGCCGGCGGGCAGCUGCCUUUAACGCCGGUAAGGCCGCAUUGGGAUAGGUAAAGUACCGUAGGUGGGACGGUAUGAGCUCACC
This is a messenger RNA of Neohortaea acidophila, 2300 nucleotides long. RefSeq lists its product as uncharacterized. Lineage: Eukaryota; Fungi; Ascomycota; Dothideomycetes; Mycosphaerellales; Teratosphaeriaceae. The record is from RefSeq and is a predicted model, not a curated record. The transcript has 3 exons. Bases 380 to 1849 code for a protein of 489 amino acids.